GAAUCACAUUACAAAUGUUUGAUUUCAUAACAAAUUACGCUUCAAUUAAUUUGCUUCCUGCAAUUUUCGCUUCUCUUUUUGCAUCCAUUCAUUUUCACAACAAAACAAUGCUUCGCAAAUCCUUAAAUUUAAUUCAAGUUUAUAGCAGUAAUCAGUUUCGUCAAAAUAUAAGAACACUUUACGUGAGUGCUACAAAUGAAGCCGCUCGAAAGGGAACACGUGAGAAAGCACGUGCCAAGAAGGUGAAGGUUGAAAUCAAGAAAGUCGCCUUCGUGCCAUUCAACCGAAAAAAGCUUAAAAUUGAUAUGACAAAUAAACACAUCGACGACUCUUGGAAAGCCAUUCCAGCUGAUGAUGUGUAUGUUGGAAAAUAUUAUCGUUGGCGAGUUUAUACAGCUCCUGAAGCUAUAGAAGCCCACAAGGAAACUCAUCAUCCUUCUAUGUACAACGAACCAAAUGCUCCUUUAUUUGCUCAUGUCGAAUUGAAUAUGCAAGGAGAAAAAGUAACAAGAUUUGUUGAAAACUUUUAUCGAAUCGCUCCAGUUCAACAUAAAUUCGAUCAUGGACAAGAAAGAACAAUUUUAGUGUUUACUAAAGGACAAGAAAACAUAGAAAUGGCAAAGAAUGCUGGCGCAACGUAUGUUGGAGGUACUGAGCUGGUGAAGGAUAUUCAAAACGGUGAUUUACUUUUAACUGAUUAUCAAUAUGCUAUUGCACAUCCAAACAUUCUUCCCGAUUUGUUACCAAUUCGUGGUUUGAUGAAGAAAAAGUAUCCAAACCCAAAAAACGGAACUCUCGGAGCAGACUUAGAUGAGAUCAUUCGAAGGUUUCAAAAUGGUAUUCAAUAUUCAGCAAUGAAAGAUGAGAACCAAAAAGAUUUCGGACUCAUCACAGCUCAAAUCGGAACACUUGACAUGGAGACAAGUCAUUUGGAAGAAAAUUUAGCUUCUUUGUUGAAAGAUGUCAAUACAGUAAGGCCGAAACGUGCAGGCAAAUUCAUAACAAGGGUUCUUUUAAAGAGCCCACCAUCAAAAGAACAAUUAAAAAUUGAUCCGUUCGUGUAUGUGGAUGUUGGAAAACCUGAAGUGAAAAAAGAAGUUACACUAAAAAAGAGUAAGAAAAGAGGACGAAGUUUCGCAAAAUCUGUAGAUGAAGAAGAAGUUGUUGAACCAGCAGUGAAAGAAGCAGCUAAUUGAAUAUCAUCUCAUACUAAUGUAAACAUCAAUUAGUCUGAAAUAAAAAUAAUAAAUAAACUUUAUAAUGAUUGAAAAUUCAUUUGAGAGGGAAAAA
Messenger RNA from Clunio marinus, 1290 nucleotides. NCBI's taxonomy places the organism in Eukaryota, Metazoa, Arthropoda, Insecta, Diptera, Chironomidae. The record is from the annotation of a GenBank genome assembly.